This is a messenger RNA of Durio zibethinus, 1032 nucleotides long. Its product is annotated as protein neprosin-like. The record is from RefSeq and is a predicted model, not a curated record. Lineage: Eukaryota; Viridiplantae; Streptophyta; Magnoliopsida; Malvales; Malvaceae.
AUGUUUAGCUAUGUUCAUGUGGAUGGAAGGUCGAUCUCAUCAUCUGAUAAAACCAUUAAGUUGGCUAAGCAUAAAGGAACAAUAAAAACAAUACAGAGUGAAGAUGGUGAUGUAAUUGACUGUGUUGACAUUUACAAACAACCUGCUUUUGAUCAUCCUCUCCUCAAGAAUCACACCAUACAGGUUUUUAUCGUUUGGAAUAUUUAUUUUAUUCAUGUAUUGGAGGAGAAAGACCUUGAAAUUAAAGCUGAUCCUCCAAAAAACCAUGAGUAUGCUGUAGUUUCCGAGUUCGAUGGCAACUAUUUUGGAGUAGCUGCAUGGCUUAACGUGUGGAACCCAGCAACGUUUGAUUCGGAGUUUAGCUUAGCACAAAUUUGGCUUGUGUCAGGGCGUGAAUUUAGUGUAUACAACACUAUCGAGGCUGGAUGGAUUAAUAAGGCAGACCAGAAACCAACAAGAUCAUUCAUUUACUGGACUGUAAGUUUGCUUGAUCCGUCCUGUCUGAUGUCUAGCGACGGCUAUCAAAAGACAGGUUGCUAUAAUCUUGAAUGUCCUGGAUUUGUGCAAACCAACAACAAGGUGGCUCUUGGUUCGAUUAUACACCCUGUUUCCACCUAUGGAGGCACUCAAUUUGAAAUACACAUAUUUAUACACAAGGACAAGCAAAGUGGAAACUGGUGGUUGAGGAUACAGCAAAUAGAUGUAGGAUAUUGGCCAGGCUCGAUCUUCACAACACUAUCUGACAGGGCUGAUAGAUUAAGUUGGGGUGGAGAGAUUCUUAAUUUUCAAUCACAAGGCCAUCACACCCCUACUCAAAUGGGAAGUGGCCAUUUUCCCAGUGAAGGCUUUACCAAAGAUAGUUUGAUCCGAAAUCUUAGGUACAUGAAUGAGUCUGGAUUUAUGAAAGAUGCUGAAAAUGUCGAGCCACAUGUGACAAGGCCUGAAUGCUAUGAUUUACAGAUGGGAGGCAUGAAAAAUUUUGGAACCCAUUUCUUUUUUGGUGGCCCUGGAUAUUCUGAUAAAUGCAAGUAG